Messenger RNA from Triticum dicoccoides, 2695 nucleotides. RefSeq lists its product as uncharacterized. The transcript is spliced from 4 exons. The record is from RefSeq and is a predicted model, not a curated record. Bases 232 to 2316 code for a protein of 694 amino acids. NCBI's taxonomy places the organism in Eukaryota, Viridiplantae, Streptophyta, Magnoliopsida, Poales, Poaceae.
CGCCGCCGCCACCACCGCCAUCCCGGCGCUUCCCACCUUCGGCUUUUGCCACGAUGCUCCGUCUCCGGCCGUCCGCCCUGCCUCCCAGGCAGCCAUAGUCCGAGCUCAUCUACCCUGAUUCCCUGACAUUGCCCCCCGAGCUUCUUUCCCGUCAAUUCCCAGGGCUAGGCCAUUCGCCGCCUUCUACGAUCCAUAUCUUCAUCGGCGCCCUUUCACUCUUCCGUGAGGCCAAUGCCCGACCAUCCUUCUCCGUGUGGCCGCCACCCCCAAAUCCUGCUGGAUCGAAGAUGUUUAGUGGGCCAGUUGAAAAAUUCCACCACCGCAAAAUCCAAGAACAGCAAAGGGGUUCAUUUGGAGGUUUCUUUUGAAGCAGCUGACCCUCCAGCCAUCUCACUGUGCCUGGUCAGUUGCGUUGAUCAGACCGGGGAUCGCUUGGCAGCACAGCCUCGUAUACUUGGCGUAACUGGAGGCUUUGUACUGCUGGCUAUCACCUUCUCGGACAGUGUCAACCCUUACUUGCGGUUCAUCGACUAUUUUGUUUACAAAGCAGGGCCGGAUUUCGCCUCUCUUCAUCUUCUUGCAAGGCCAUAUCCAUCUUCUUUUUCGCCAAAUUUGGCUGCCAUCUUGCCGGUUUGUGAUAACAGUGAAGACUUUGCUGUCAUUUUUCCUCAUGUUGAAUAUUUCAGACUUGAGUCUCGCAAACAUUACACACUCCACAUAUAUCGAUCCGACACGAAUGAUUGGCACUCUCAGGUCGCUUGUAUCGCUGAGGAUGAUGAGACAAGGAAUGCCAGGGAUAAGCUAUUGCUUCAUAAUACCAUGAGCGUAGCAUAUGCAGAAAAGGGUAUCAUAGGUUGGAUUGAUCUCUGGUGGGGAAUUCUCUUAUGCAAUGUUUUGGAUAAAAAGCCUACCAUCCGUUUUGUUCCGUUGCCAGUUCCGGAACCGUGUGAUACGUCUGAGUUCCAUUUGAUGUUCGAGAAUCUCACUCCAAGACCACACCGUCAUGUGACGAUAUUCAAUGAUUUGAUCAAGUGUGUUGAGUUAGAUUUUCAUGUGCAAGAUGCUUUCUGCAACAUGAAGCGAGCAAAGGAUUAUGGCUGGAUGGCUAAAACAUGGACUAGAUCAAUUUAUUCAGAUGUUUGGUGUGAUGGCUUGACGAUUGAUACGUCUGAGAUAUCUUUCACCGACUCAAGUUUGCCGAAUUUGUUGCCUGGGAUGUUUGAUGAGGAAAACAAUUUGACUUGGAAGAAAUUGACUAGUGCUGGUCCUACAUUAAGCUUGCUUGAUGACAAUGUUAUUUACAUUAUGGCGAAGGAGAGCAUGUGCCAUCCGACAGCAUAUGUACUUACUGUGGACACCAAAAGUUUGAAGCUCGAGUCUGGUGCGCAGUGUGCUCCUCAAAAGACGGCGUGGUUCGAACCAACAUAUGAACCAUGUGUUCUUUUUAGCUCUUUUGGCACGACUUCAGAGUUGGUUAAAGAAUUUGAAACCAAAGGGACAAUAUUUGAAAUCAAGGAAGGGCCGGUGCUCUCGGUGGUGUCGAAGCGUCUCCGUGUGCUGCGGAAGAAGCAGAAUCGCAUCGCGCAGAUGGAGGAGUCCGUCGCUGCCGGCAAGAUGCUUAACCAGGAGCAGAAGGAGCUCAUGCACUCCAAGCCCGUCAUCGCCGCGCUCAUUGACGAGCUUGAGCGCCUCCGCGUACCACUCUCCACCGCUCUCACCCAGGAGCUCUCCACCGUCCCUGCACCUGCUGCCGGUUCCUCAUCCUUUGGCUCCGAUUUGUCCAUCCAGGACCUCCUCGCACUCAUCUACUUCGGCUCCCUUUUUUAUGUCAAGUCACCGAACGAGUUCAUCGCCACCAUGGUUGCGCGCAAGCACGAACGGAGCAGCUGCAUCACCCACGGCUACGUAUGGGAUGAUACCGUGGACCUGCUCGUGGAGAACGACCUUGACGCAGUGUCUGCUGUGGCGGCCCUUGCCGCGGCUCGCCCUUCUUCCACAGAUGGUGUCUCCCACCACGACGCACUCCAGGCCUGUGUCCAUCAUGCCCGCCUAUGGCUAACCCGUGCUGAUGCGCCGAUCCACCCUGGCUCCUCUGUUACAUAUGCUGCGGUGAGGUCCAAGUUAGACAGGAUCAUGGCAUCAGACUACUACACAGCACCUGCAGUUGCUGGGAACCAUGGAGCUGAAGGUCUGCAGGCACAGAUGAGCAUGACCGACUCACCAGAGGGACCAUCACUCAAGGAGAUCCUAGCUGCUGAAAAUCACAAGAUCCAUGAUGUAGUUUGUGGAGCAAGCAAUGCUUGCAGAAGAAGAUGAGUGGACCACCUGAUGAGUUCACUAGUAGAGGGUGGUUGAUUUCAAUGGAAAACACUCUCACAGAUUGGUUUGGAGUGAUGCAAGAUUGGGAGCAUGUUGUUGGAGGGGGCUUGGGUGAGCGGCGACGGGAGAGGAGGCCACUCCGCGGAACCGUCUCCGUCUCCCCCAGCGAGCAGUUAUUUCAUGAACUCGUUGCUGCCACAAAUGCCAAUGCACCUGCUGAGCAAGCUGAGAAGGCUGAAACUCUGUCUGUUUCAGCGAGCACCAAGGGCCAUCUGUUUCAGCAAGCUCACAUGAGACUACUUUUGCACAGUUUGUAACAUGGUUGAACUGAGAGUACUUGUGCAUGAAAAGAUAUCAAUACAUGUGCAAGAAUAUU